GGUGGGCUUUGCAGUCUGUGAAGGCAAGUGUAUCACCAUGAUCAACCUUAUAUGGGGAGGAUCUUAAGCCUGCUUGGCUGCAUAAAUCAUAGUCAAGAUGAAGACGUGAUCAUAGCGCAUUCGGCAUCGUUCGAGGAUCGGUAUACCAUUAAGUUCUGACGCGCACGAUAUAACUGUGGACUCUGGGCAUCGCUACAGAGGUGGUAGACUGCUAGGCGGGGGCUGGAGGCGAAGACAGACAAAUAUAUUUUAUGUUAUUAAUAAAACUGGUUACAAUGAAGCGCAGAAAGAUUGUGGUUGCGGCAGGCUUCUGCCUUGCCUUCUUCCUUGGUACACUGAUGAAUUUGCUGUAUAUACCAGGGUUUGAGCACCAUCAGAACCACGACCAUAGAGUACAUCGGUACUACCACGAAAAAAAGCAGCAGGUUACAGACGAUUCACAGCUUCAAGUCGGCGAGUCAGUCACUGAAGUUGUGGCCGAGUCCAAUAGUAAACCUGCCGCAGGAAGCAGGCAUCACCAGGACCUUUUGCUGCAGAUACGAGAAAGAUUUGAUGAGGUUGUGCGGUACCGUCGGCGCCAAGCACAUGGGUCUGGCACCGGAGACCCAGUCCGCCCGCUGGAGAGACGGAGGCUCAUGGAUUCAGAGCCAGGGGACAAUUGGGACACUAUCAAAGUCAUUGAGCGAACCGAUAACCGACAGACGCAUGUUCAAAAUCGACUUAAACCAUCCACAUACAUGCACACAGCAUCACGGAAAGAUUUCACUAUGAAUUUGAGGAGCAUUAACGGUACACUGAUGCUUGGCUGCAGCAGCAUAGACAACGUGACCAAUGUUCAGUACCUCGGCUCAGGCUACACAAAGGCUGUCUACAAGGCGUCUCUCAACAACAGCUUGUCCGUGGCUCUGAAAUCGGUGGAUUUCGGGGGACACGAUAUGGAAAAUUGCGUAAAGAAAUAUGGAUCACCUGGAGACUGCUACACACUGGCGUCCUUCAAAAUAGUGAAAGAAAUGACGCUGAUGGAAAGGCUACAGCACCCCAACAUUCUAAAGUUGUAUGGGUACUGCUACCAGGAAAGCAAUGACAUCCAGGACACGGUGACUGCCAUCACAGAGCUGGGAAGUCCUCUGGAGAUGAUCCAACUACUGCAGACCUCCUGGGAGGAACGCUUCAGGAUCUGUCUGAGUCUGGUGCGUCUGCUCCACUACCUGGCCCACUCCCCUCUGGGCUCUGUCACCCUGCUGGACUUCAGGCCUCGCCAGUUUGUCCUGGUGGCGGGGGAGCUCAAAGUAACAGACCUGGACGACGCCAGCACAGAGGAGGCCCCCUGCUACCCCUCUGACUGCGUCAUGGAGUUUCCCGCCCGCAACUUCACACUCCCCUGCAGCAGAGGGCGCUGCCUGGGCAUUAACGAGAAGCGCAACCUCUACAAUGCCUACAGGUUCUUCUUUACAUACCUGCUGCCUCACAGUGCCCCACCCACUCUAAGACCCCUACUGGACAAGAUAGUCAACUCCACAGGAGAGCUGAUAUGGGGGAUAGAUGAGACGCUGCUUCAGUUGGAGAAAGUGUUGCACCUGUACAGAAAUGGAUUUUACCUUCAGAACAGCACACAGACACACAGAACAGACUAUAAGCAUGUGGUGGAUGCCUCUAUUCCUGGGGAGAACUACCGCUGCUGGCCAUCCUAUCAGCACGAUGGAUGUCUGCUAUCAGUCUUCAGCAUCACAGAGGCUAUUGGUGUGUGUGAGAGCCAUGCCCAGUGCCAAGCAUUUGUACUGACCAAUCAGACCACCUGGACAGGUCACCAGCUUGUAUUCUUCAAGACGGGCAGUGCCAGUCUGAGCUCUGCCAAGGGACGGGUCACCUACGUCAGAGUUGGCAGCUGAAUCAACGGAGGGGGAGGAGACUUAACUGCCAAACCUCCCUCUGAUUGGCUAACCUGCUCCUGGGGCAUGCCCUCACGGCUUAGUGAGUCACCCCAUUGGAUGGGUCGGACAGAGGGAGUUGAAGAUGGAUCCUAGAACACACCCUCCAUGGGGCAUAGAGAAGCCUAACCCAAACCAGCUCCCACUGAAGUGCAAUAAUAUCACUAGGAGAACAAUGUUACAAUAUUGCUCUUCAUAUGUGUUCUGCAAAGGAAAAUGUUGGGUUGUGCAAGGCUAUAGCUCAGGGUGUAGUGAGGUUACCCUCCUAGCUAAGAAGGGUGAGAGUGCACGCCUGAGAUUCCCCUCCUGUGCCCCCUAAACUACACUACAUGUUCAAAAGUAUGUGGACACCUGCUCAUCAAACAUCUCAUACCAAAAUCAUGGGUAUUAAUAUGGAGUUGGUUCCCCC
This is a messenger RNA of Coregonus clupeaformis (lake whitefish), 2337 nucleotides long. Its product is annotated as extracellular tyrosine-protein kinase PKDCC. The record is from RefSeq and is a predicted model, not a curated record. The transcript is spliced from 7 exons. Bases 252 to 1889 code for a protein of 545 amino acids. NCBI's taxonomy places the organism in Eukaryota, Metazoa, Chordata, Actinopteri, Salmoniformes, Salmonidae. Gene Ontology annotation, molecular function: non-membrane spanning protein tyrosine kinase activity; ATP binding. Gene Ontology annotation, biological process: protein phosphorylation.